AUGGAUACUAAUAGUGCACAAACUAAAACAAUCACUCAAGAUCAAAUAAUAAACCCUUGGAAUGUCAACGGAGCUGUUGUGGAUGGAAAACAGCAAGCAAUUGAUUAUGAUAAACUGAUUGAGCAAUUUGGUACGAAACGAAUAGAUAAAGAUCUACUUGAAAGAUUUGAAACUUUGACUGGAAAAAAAUGUCAUAUAUUUUUAAGGAGAGGAGUGUUUUUUUCUCAUAGAGAACUUGGUAUGAUUUUGGAUCGUUAUGAAAAAAAGAAACCAUUUUUUCUUUAUACAGGCCGUGGUCCAAGUAGUACUUCUAUGCAUCUUGGACACAUGGUUCCAUUUAUUUUUUGUCAGUGGUUGCAAGAGGUUUUUGAUGUACCAAUUGUUAUUCAACUAACUGAUGAUGAAAAAUUUCUGUUCAAGCCAGACCUUACUCUGGAAAAGGCUAAUCAGUUUGCACGUGAAAAUGCUAAAGAUAUCAUUGCUUGUGGUUUUAAACUUGAAAAAACUUAUAUUUUUUCAAAUCUUGAUUCAGUUAGUAAAGCAUUUUAUCAUAACAUUGUAAGAAUUUCAAAGUGUAUCACAACAAGUCAAUCAAAAUCAACAUUUGGUUUUAACGAUAGUGAUUGCAUCGGUAAAAUUCAUUUUGUCGCAGUCCAAGCAGCACCAUCAUUUUCUAAUACUUUUCCUCAAAUAUUUGGUACCAAAAGUGACAUUCCUUGUUUGAUCCCUUGUGCGAUUGAUCAGGAUCCAUAUUUUCGUUUAACACGGGAUGUUGCUCAUAAACUUAAGUAUCCAAAACCAAGUUUAAUACAUGCUAAAUUUUUUCCUGCUCUACAGGGAUCACAAACAAAAAUGAGUGCUUCUGACAAUAACUCGGCAAUAUUUAUGACAGAUACUCCAAACCAAAUUAAGUCAAAGAUCAAUAAAUGUGCAUUUUCUGGUGGUGGUGAUACCUUAGAACUUCAUAAACUUCAUGGCGGUAAUCCUGAUAUAGAUGUUGCAUAUCAAUAUUUGUGCGUAUUCUUGGAUGAUGAUGAAGAGCUAAAUAAUAUUUACAAGAAUUACAAAUCUGGUGAAUUGUUGACUGGCCAGUUAAAAGCACGAUGUAUUCAAGUAUUACAAAAAUUUGUCGGUGAUUUCCAGAAGCGUAAAUCAGAAAUUAAUGAUGAAUCAUUAAACGAAUUCAUGGAUUCCAAUAGAAAAAUUCACGUGUAA
Molecule: messenger RNA, 1215 nt
Organism: Entrophospora sp. SA101
Lineage: Eukaryota; Fungi; Glomeromycota; Glomeromycetes; Entrophosporales; Entrophosporaceae
Source: the annotation of a GenBank genome assembly